AUGGACAGUGAAAUGAAAACACCAAGAAACUCAAAUGGUGGGGAAAGGAUCCCGGGUUUGCAUCCAGGGAGAAGCUGUGUCCUGGGAAAUGAUGCAGGAAACGAGCCUAUUAAAACUGAACUGGGAUUAAGCUUUCAGUUCUAUCUGCCUGAAAGGCAGCUAUUUCAAGCUGAAGGGAAAAUUUAUGAAUGUAACCAAGUUGAAAAGACUAUCAACCAUAUUACCUCACUUUCACCACUUGAAAACCUUACUUCUAAACUGAAAACCCACAUGUUUAAUAAACAUAAGAAUGAUUUUGUCAGUUCUCCAGUAUUCACAGAAGAACUGAAAGCACACAUUAGGGAAGAACCUUACAGACAUAAUGAGCUCAGCAAAGCCUUUAGUGUGUCUUCAAGCCUUCCUAACCAUGGGGUCAUCCAUACUGGAAAGAAACCUUUCCAAUGUAAAGAGCGUGGCAAGGCCUUCAGGCAAAAUUCAGACUUUCUACGACACCAGAGAAUCCAUAGUGGAGAGAAACCUUACAGAUGUAAUGAGUGUGGCAAAGUCUUCAGUCAAAAUGCACACCUAUCUCAACAUCAGACAGUUCAUACUGGAGUGAAACCUUACAAAUGUCAUGAAUGUGGCAAAGUCUUUAGUCGUAAUUCACACCUUACGCAACAUCAGAGAAUUCAUACUGGAGAGAAACCUUAUAAAUGUGAUGAAUGUGGCAAGGUCUUUACUCAGAACCCUUAUAAAUGUGAUGAAUGUGGCAAGGUCUUUAGUUGCAAUGCAUACCUUAGACGACAUCAGAGUAUUCACACUGGAGAGAAACCUCACAAAUGUAAUGAAUGUGGCAAGGCCUUUAAUCGUAUUUCACACCUUGCACGACAUCGGAGAAUUCAUACUGGAGAGAAACCUUACAAAUGUCAUGAGUGUUGCAAAGCCUUUACUUGCAAUUCAACCCUUACACGACAUCAGGGAGUUCAUAUUGGAGAGAAACCUUACAAAUGCAAUGAGUGUGGCAAGGUUUUCCAUCAAAAAUCAAGCCUUAAAUAUCAUCGCACGAUCCACUCGGGAGAGAAACCGUACACAUGUGUUGAAUGUGGUAAGAAAUUUACUUCGCGUUCAGGGAUUCAUAUACAUCAACUUAUCCAUAAUGCAGAUAAACCUUACAAAUGUGAGUAUUGUGGCAAGGUUUUCAGGCACAAAUUAUCCCUAACAGUUCAUCGUAGAAUUCAUACUGGAGAGAAACCUUACAAGUGUAAUGAAUGUGGUAAGGCCUUCAGACACAAGAUAUCUCUUACAGUUCAUCAGAAAACACAUACUGGAGAGAGAACUUACCAACAUAAUGUGUGUGGCAAGAUUAUCUGUCAAAACUCAAACCUUGAAGAUCAUCACAGAAACCAUACAGGACGGAAACCUUACAAAUGUAAUGAAUGUGGUAAGGUCUUCAGUUACAAUUCAUCGCUUGCACAACAUCAGUGUAUUCAUACAGGAGAGAGGCGUUACAAGUGCAGUGAGUGUGGCAAAUUGUUUUGUAGGAAAUCAAACCUUAAAUAUCAUCAUGUUGUCCAUUCAGAAGAGAAACCAUACAAAUGUAAUGAGUGUGGCAGAGUCUUCCGUCACAAAUCAAACCUUAAAAAUCAUCACAGAAUCCAUACAGGAGAGAAACCUUACAAAUGUGAUCAGUGUGACCAGGCCUUCAGACAAAAGACAUCCCUUACACGUCAUCAGCGAAGUCGUACUGGAGAGAAACCUCACAAAUGUAAUGAAUGUGGCAAGGUCUUCUGUAAAAAAUCAAACCUUAAAUCUCAUCACAGAAUCCACACUGGAGAGAAACCUUACAAAUUCCCGGAAGCGGAACGCGGGGCGGGAGGGUUUCCCCUGCCCAGGUUCAGCCUGACCUUCGCCCUCCGACGUCUUCCUUACUCGGUGCCGGGGGUCGCUACGGACUUUAACAUCCCCACGCCGCCCUCCACCGCAGGCCGGAUCCUUCAGCUCUCCAGACUUCUGCCAGCAGUCGCCGCUGCCCCUGAGCCCUGGUUGGUGACACCCAGCGUUCUUCUGUCCCCAGUUGCACCGCACUGGAAAAUGCUGCUCUUCCGGGAGGCGGGCCUCUUGUUCCGUCCCCUCCCUGAACACUUGACAUUCAGGGAUGUGGCCAUAGAAUUCUCUCAGGAAGAGUGGAAAUGCCUGGACCCUGCUCAGAGGGCUUUAUACAGGGACGUGAUGUUGGAGAACUACAGGAACCUGGUCUCCCUGGGAUAUUCUUUUCCUGGCCUGAAUCUUAUCUCCACGUUGGAAACAAGGGAAAAGCCCAGGUCUGUGGAGAGCCAAGUGAAAAUAGCAAGGAAACUAAAGCAGUGGGAACGUAUCAAAGGUGUGAUCACAGAUAUCUCUCCUAAAUGUGUGAUCAAGGAAUUAUCCCCAACAGGGGAAAGUGCCACAGGGGAAGUAUUUCACACGGUGAUGUUGGAAAGACAUGAAAGCCAUCCCAUUGCAGAUUUUUGCUUCAGGGAAAUUCAGAAAAAUGUCCGUGAUUUUGAGUUUCAGUGGAGAGAUAAUGAACAAAAUUACAACAUGGUGCCUUUGACAGGAAAAGAAAAUGUUAGUGGUAGUAAAGACCACUGUGAUACAAGGGAUGCUGGAAACAAGCCUAUUAAAAAUCAGCUUGAAUUGAACUUUCAGUCACAUCCACCUGCACUGCACAUAUUUCAAGCUAAUGGGAAAGUUUGUCAUCAAAUUGAGAAGUCUGUCAACAGUGGUUCCACAGGUUCAACACCCCGAAGAAUUUCUUCUAAGCUCAAUUUCCGUAUUUCUAAUCAAUAUGGGAAUGAUUUCAUCUAUUCUUCAUUACUCGCGGAAAAACAGAAAGGACACCUUAAAGAAAAAUGUUACAAAUGUAAUGAGUGUGGCAAAUCUUUCUUUUAUGUCACACACCUUAGUAUACAUCAGACAGUCCAUUCUGGGGAGAAACAGCAUAAAUGUCAUGUGUGUGGCAAGGCCUUUAAUCAGAAAUCCAACUUGGCAAGUCACUGUAGAAUUCACACUGGAGAGAAACCGUAUAAAUGUAUGGAAUGUGACAGAGUUUUCAGUCGUAAUUCACACCUUCAGCGACACUGGAGAAUUCAUACUGGAGAGAAACCUUACAAAUGUCACGAAUGUGGCAAAGUCUUCAGUCAAGAAACAAACCUUGCAAGUCAUCAGAGAAUUCACAGUGGAGAGAAACCAUACAAGUGUAAUGAAUGUGGCAAAGUCUUCAGUCAACCCACACUGCUUGCAAAUCAUCAGGGAAUUCAUACUGGAGAGAAACCAUGUAAGUGUAAUGAAUGUGGCAAAGUGUUCAGUAGAACUUCCACCCUUGCAGUUCAUCAGAGAAUUCAUACCGGAGAGAAACCUUACAAAUGCAAUAAAUGUGUCAAGGUCUUCCGUCACAGCUCACACCUUACCAAUCAUGGCAGAAUUCAUACUGGAGAGAAACCUUACAAAUGCAAUUACUGUGGCAAGGUCUUCACUCAAACUUCACACCUCGCAUUACAUCACAGAAUUCAUACCAGAGAAAAACCAUACAAGUGUAAUGAGUGUGGCAAAGCCUUUAGCCUGCAUUCACACCUCACUAGACAUCAGAAAAUCCAUAUUAGAGAGCGACCUUACUAA
Propithecus coquereli (Coquerel's sifaka) is the source of this 3636-nucleotide messenger RNA. RefSeq names its product zinc finger protein 160-like. Gene Ontology annotation, molecular function: DNA-binding transcription repressor activity, RNA polymerase II-specific. The record is from RefSeq and is a predicted model, not a curated record. The coding region runs from base 1 to 3636 and encodes 1211 amino acids. Lineage: Eukaryota; Metazoa; Chordata; Mammalia; Primates; Indriidae. The transcript is spliced from 8 exons. Gene Ontology annotation, biological process: negative regulation of transcription by RNA polymerase II.